Messenger RNA from Empidonax traillii (willow flycatcher), 605 nucleotides. It is a transcript of the gene PEX11B, whose product is annotated as peroxisomal biogenesis factor 11 beta. The annotation marks the transcript as partial. NCBI's taxonomy places the organism in Eukaryota, Metazoa, Chordata, Aves, Passeriformes, Tyrannidae. The record is from RefSeq and is a predicted model, not a curated record. The transcript is spliced from 2 exons. Gene Ontology annotation, cellular component: peroxisomal membrane. Gene Ontology annotation, biological process: regulation of peroxisome size; peroxisome fission.
CUGCGCCUGGGGGGCUCGGCCGAGGCGCUGGGGGGGGCCCAGCGCUCACUGCACCUCCCUGACCCCGUGCUGAGGUUCUGCCUCACCCUGUCCCACCUGAACCGCGCCCUGUUCCUCGCCUGCGACAACGUCCUGUGGGCCGGCAAGAGCGGGGUCCUGCCCGGCCUCGACACGCACAAGUGGAGCCAGAGGUCCUUCAGGUAUUACCUGUUUGCCCUGGUGGUGAACCUGAGCCGGGACGCCUACGAGCUGCGGGUGCUGCUGGAGCGCGCCGAGGGGGCCGGGAGGCGCGGGAAGAGCCCGGAGAAGCUGCCCCAGCCCCAGCCCGACGGGGCUGGGGGGAUCCAGCGGCUCCGGCUGCGGCUGCAGCUCCAGCUCCGGCUGCUGCUGCGGGUGCUCCGGGACAACCCCCCGCUGCUGCUGGACCUGCUGAGGAACGCCUGCGACCUGGUGAUCCCGCUGGACAGGCUGGGGCUGUGGCGGAGCGGCCCGGCCUUGGUGGGGCUGUGCGGCCUGGCCUCGUCCGUGCUCUCCAUCCUCACCAUCCUCCACCCCUGGCUCAAGCUGAAGCCGUAGCCGUGCCGGGAGCUUCCCCUGGGACUGGC